AUGGCCCAACUGAAGUAUACACCACCCAGGCAAUCAUCACCAGCUAUCCACGUUCCACAACAGCUUCAGGACUGUGAGUUCAUUUUUGUCCGAAAUGACGCGGUAAAGAAACCACUAACACCAACAUACCAGGGUCCAUUCAAAGUCUUAAAACGCUCUGAGAAGCAUCUCACCAUUGAUCGAGGAAGCCGGACGGACACCAUCUCCAUCGACAGAGUCAAACCAGCUUUUCUGGAAAAAUCCCCACGGGAGACAGAACCCGUCUCAACACACCCAGAACCCUCACCUGCCUCAACAACCACGCAAUCGCAACUGUCAAAACCGAGGUCGGAGCCAAUCCCAGAAUCACCCAUCACUCCACCUAAGCAGACCCGUCUUGGAAGGAAACGUCACCGCUUUCUCUUGUAUGAACCGUCAUACCUAUAUCCUGAGACUUCGCGCCGGUUUUUAACCGGCCUGGGGGAGCAGGAAGCCUCCCUAUUCGCGACUUUGACGCUCCCAGUCAAGUCGACCAAGCCCAGCAGCUGUCGGGACCCAGCAGCAGUUGUUCAAACAGUCCUUUUCAGGGCUAACUUCCGAAUGUCAUUCGAUCACCCUCUUCGAGGCUCCAGCACAGCUCCAGCACUCCUGCACCUUCCAGCACGUCCCGCGACUAUUCCAGCACCCGCUGACGACCUUAUCCAGUGCCCACUGACGUCUAGCGCCCGUUAUCGUCCGGACACCGUUCAAACGACCUCUGUCUGCUUACCAUCCACCGUUUGCGAAUAA
Molecule: messenger RNA, 768 nt
Organism: Acanthosepion pharaonis
Lineage: Eukaryota; Metazoa; Mollusca; Cephalopoda; Sepiida; Sepiidae
Source: the annotation of a GenBank genome assembly